AUGGACUCCAAAACCCCAGUUACUCUAGCUAAGGUCAUCAAGGUUUUAGGCCGUACCGGUUCUCGUGGUGGUGUCACCCAAGUUCGUGUUGAAUUUUUGGACGAUACUUCUCGUACCAUUGUCAGAAACGUCAAGGGUCCAGUCAGAGAAAAUGACAUCUUAGUCUUAAUGGAAUCUGAACGUGAAGCCAGACGUUUACGUUAA
This is a messenger RNA of Henningerozyma blattae CBS 6284, 204 nucleotides long. It is a transcript of the gene RPS28B, whose product is annotated as 40S ribosomal protein eS28. Bases 1 to 204 code for a protein of 67 amino acids. Gene Ontology annotation, cellular component: ribosome; cytosolic small ribosomal subunit. Gene Ontology annotation, biological process: maturation of SSU-rRNA; ribosomal small subunit assembly; translation. NCBI's taxonomy places the organism in Eukaryota, Fungi, Ascomycota, Saccharomycetes, Saccharomycetales, Saccharomycetaceae. Gene Ontology annotation, molecular function: structural constituent of ribosome. The transcript has a single exon. The record is from RefSeq and is a predicted model, not a curated record.